This is a messenger RNA of Elephantulus edwardii (Cape elephant shrew), 690 nucleotides long. RefSeq names its product phosphoserine phosphatase (gene PSPH). Gene Ontology annotation, biological process: L-serine biosynthetic process; dephosphorylation. The record is from RefSeq and is a predicted model, not a curated record. NCBI's taxonomy places the organism in Eukaryota, Metazoa, Chordata, Mammalia, Macroscelidea, Macroscelididae. Gene Ontology annotation, molecular function: L-phosphoserine phosphatase activity; magnesium ion binding. The coding region runs from base 13 to 690 and encodes 225 amino acids. Gene Ontology annotation, cellular component: cytoplasm. The transcript has 5 exons.
AUUCUCCCAGGGAUGGUCUCCCACUCAGAGCUGAGGAACCUUUUCUGUUCGGCUGAUGCCGUCUGUUUCGACGUCGACAGCACGGUCAUCCGAGAAGAAGGGAUCGACGAGCUGGCCAAGUUCUGUGGUGUUGAAGACGCUGUCUCGGAAAUGACCCGCCGGGCCAUGGGCGGGGCGGUGCCAUUCAAGGCCGCCCUCACCGAGCGCCUGGCCCUGAUCCAGCCGUCCAGGGAACAGGUGCAGAGGCUGUUAGCGGAGCACCCCCCACACCUGACCCCCGGGAUAAGGGAGCUGGUGAGUCGCCUCCACGAGCGAAACGUCCAGGUCUUCCUGAUCUCCGGUGGCUUCCGGAGCAUCGUGGAGCACGUGGCCACCAAGCUCAGCAUCCCUCCGGCCAACAUAUUUGCCAACAGGCUGAAAUUCUACUUUAACGGUGAAUAUGCUGGUUUUGAUGAGACACAGCCCACAGCUGAUUCUGGUGGAAAAGGAAAAGUGAUUAAAUUUUUGAAGGAAAAAUUUCAUUUUAAGAAAAUAAUCAUGAUUGGAGACGGUGCCACUGACCUGGAAGCUUGUCCUCCUGCCGAUGUUUUCAUUGGUUUUGGAGGAAAUGUAAUCAGACAGCAAGUGAAAGAAAACGCCAAAUGGUACAUCACUGAUUUCGUUGAGCUGCUGCGAGAACUGGAAGAGUGA